AAAUUUCUAAGAUAUCGGCGAGAUCGAAUUGAAUGAAGAGUAUUUAAGGAGCAGAUUGUAACGUGCAUGCUGUGCUUGUCGCUGGAAAAGAGCCACAGUCGUGGCUUUUUUCCAGCGUCUGUGUUUUUGUGUUUAACGCAUGCAUCACAACCCGCUUUUGUCUCACCGUUUCCCGCUGCAGCAAAAAAAUAAUAUUAACAAUGCUUCAACGAUUCACGAUUCUCCGUUUUCUCCUGGAUGAAGGAUGCCGCGGCGGAGCUCCUGGGCCACAGGGAGGCUCUGAAGUGCAGGCUCGGCGGCGGCGGGGGACCUGACCCGGGACACUCCGGGGAGCUCGGCCCGGGCCCGGACGGAGUGGAAGGGGCCACGAUGCUCCCCGGCGAAGACAUCAGCAGCGGCGGAGGAUCCAACGCGGUGCAGGUCGGCGGCAAAGAGCAGGAGAAGCAGCAGCAGCAGCAGCAGCAGCAACAGCAGCAGCAGAACAACAACAACAACAACAACCCGAACCAGUCCGGAGGGCAGCAGAGCCAGAAGCAGAAGCGGCACCGGACCCGCUUCACGCCGGCGCAGCUCAACGAGCUGGAGAGGAGCUUCGCCAAAACGCACUACCCGGACAUCUUCAUGCGGGAGGAGCUGGCUCUGAGGAUCGGCCUGACGGAGUCCAGAGUGCAGGUCUGGUUCCAGAACCGACGCGCCAAGUGGAAGAAGCGCAAGAAGACCACCAACGUGUUCCGCGCUCCGGGGACUCUGCUGCCGACGCACCACGGGCUGCCGCAGUUCCCGUCGGCCGCGGCGGCGGCGGCGGCCAUGGGCGACAGCCUCUGCUCCUUCCACGCCAACGACACCCGCUGGGCCACGGCGGGGAUGCCCGGCGUGUCUCAGCUGCAGCUCCCGCCCGCCCUGGGCCGCCAGCAGGCCAUGGCGCAGUCGCUGUCUCAGUGCAGCCUGGGCGCGGGCCCGCCGCCCAACUCCAUGGGUCUAUCCAACAUGUCGUCGAACGGCUCCGGGCUGCAGUCGCACCUCUACCAGCCCACUUUCCCCGGAAUGGUACCGGCGUCCCUGUCCGGCCCCACCAACGUGACGGGCUCGCCUCAGCUGUGUAGCUCCCCGGACAGUGACGUCUGGAGAGGGACAAGCAUCGCGUCGCUGCGCCGCAAAGCGCUGGAGCACACAGUAUCCAUGAGUUUCACUUAGUGACGGUGGAGCCAGCGCGAAGAGCUUUUCUUUCACCCACACAGAGAUCUUCUGCUUUCAGUUCUGAUCCACCCAAACCACGAGAAAGGCGCACCGGGAAACAUACAACCAGGAUUUUGUUCCGCUCCCACAUCGCUGCUGGCGAUUUUCUCCAGACCCGCAAACAAGAGGGAGAAGCGAAGCCUUUAUCCACCACGGGACUGUUCCUGUUUUGAGCUAUAAUUUAUGAUUUCGCAUGUAUGUCGACUAUUUAUUUGUCUAUUUAAAUGAACUUAUCGGUUUGUUCGGUAUUUCUUUCUUUCUUUUGCACACGCAGCCCCUCCCAGUCCUUUACUGUUGCAGGGCUCUCAGAAACAUUUGAAGACAAAUGCUGGGGAUACUUUGAAAUACAGAUCCUCUGCUGCACAGCAUGUAACUCUAAAGGGCCAAAGGGAUGCACAGAAACAAACAAACCAACAAACAAAAAGAAUGAGAACAUGACAGGAACCAGGACACCACGAGGAAGAACUUGACUGCAUGUGCUGUCCAAAGCAAAAAAAUGAAAAA
Messenger RNA from Mugil cephalus (flathead mullet), 1740 nucleotides. It is a transcript of the gene otpa, whose product is annotated as orthopedia homeobox a. The record is from RefSeq and is a predicted model, not a curated record. Gene Ontology annotation, biological process: neuron differentiation; regulation of DNA-templated transcription. The coding region runs from base 238 to 1194 and encodes 318 amino acids. Gene Ontology annotation, molecular function: DNA binding; DNA-binding transcription factor activity, RNA polymerase II-specific. The transcript is spliced from 3 exons. Lineage: Eukaryota; Metazoa; Chordata; Actinopteri; Mugiliformes; Mugilidae.